Messenger RNA from Orycteropus afer afer, 1973 nucleotides. It is a transcript of the gene CHST2, whose product is annotated as carbohydrate sulfotransferase 2. The record is from RefSeq and is a predicted model, not a curated record. Lineage: Eukaryota; Metazoa; Chordata; Mammalia; Tubulidentata; Orycteropodidae. Gene Ontology annotation, molecular function: N-acetylglucosamine 6-O-sulfotransferase activity. Gene Ontology annotation, biological process: N-acetylglucosamine metabolic process; carbohydrate metabolic process; sulfur compound metabolic process. Gene Ontology annotation, cellular component: Golgi membrane.
CUGGUGCUGUGCGCGGGCUAUGCGCUGCUGCUGGUGCUCACCAUGCUGAACCUCCUGGACUACAAGUGGCACAAGGAGCCGCUGCAGCAGUGCAGCCCCGACGGGCCUCUGGGCGCCGCAGCGGGGGUUGCGGGGGGCGGCUGGGGGCGUCCGGGGUCGCCUCCGGCAGCGCCGCCCCGUGCUCACACCCGUUUGGACAUCCGCACCCAGUACCGCCCGCCAGCCAAUGCCGUCGCGGCGGGGCUGGCAGGGGCCAGGGGCCCUCCGGGCAAUGGCAGCAGGGGCAGCGGGGGCAAGCGACAGCUGGUGUACGUGUUCACCACGUGGCGUUCGGGCUCGUCCUUCUUUGGCGAGCUCUUCAACCAGAACCCCGAAGUGUUCUUCCUCUACGAGCCAGUGUGGCACGUGUGGCAAAAGCUGUACCCCGGGGAUGCCGUUUCUCUGCAGGGGGCGGCGCGGGACAUGCUGAGCGCUCUCUAUCGUUGCGACCUCUCUGUCUUCCAGUUGUACAGCCCGGCAGGCAGCGGGGGGCGCAACCUCACCACGUUGGGCAUCUUUGGCGCGGCCACCAACAAGGUGGUGUGCUCUUCGCCACUCUGCCCCGCCUACCGCAAGGAAGUCGUGGGGCUAGUGGACGACCGUGUGUGCAAGAAAUGCCCGCCGCAGCGCCUGGCCCGCUUCGAAGAGGAGUGUCGGAAGUACCGCACGCUCGUCAUCAAGGGCGUGCGGGUCUUCGACGUGGCUGUAUUGGCCCCUUUGCUGCGCGACCCGGCCCUGGACCUCAAGGUCAUUCACCUGGUGCGCGAUCCCCGCGCCGUGGCCAGCUCACGCAUCCGCUCACGCCACGGCCUCAUCCGCGAGAGCCUGCAGGUGGUGCGUAGCCGGGACCCGCGCGCCCACCGCAUGCCCUUCUUGGAGGCCGCCGGCCACAAGCUGGGUGCCAAGAAGGAGGGCAUGGGUGGGCCAGCUGAUUACCACGCGCUUGGUGCCAUGGAGGUCAUCUGCAACAGCAUGGCCAAAACGCUGCAGACGGCCUUGCAGCCCCCUGACUGGCUGCAGGGCCACUACCUGGUGGUGCGGUACGAGGACCUGGUGGGAGACCCUGUCAAGACUCUGAGGAGGGUAUACGACUUCGUGGGGCUGCUGGUGAGUCCUGAGAUGGAGCAGUUUGCGUUGAAUAUGACUAGUGGCUCGGGCUCCUCCUCCAAGCCCUUCGUGGUGUCUGCCCGCAAUGCCACGCAGGCAGCCAAUGCCUGGCGGACCGCCCUCACCUUCCAGCAGAUCAAACAGGUGGAGGAGUUUUGUUAUCAGCCCAUGGCAGUGCUGGGUUAUGAGCGAGUCAACAGCCCGGAGGAGGUCAAAGACCUCAGCAAGACCUUGCUCCGGAAGCCUCGGCUGUGAGAGCGCUUUUGGGGUGAUCAGACUCCCUGUGGAGACACCCACAGGAUUGUGACAAGAUUGUGGUGUGCUUAAACAAACACAGCCCAGACCCAAACUGAAAGAGCUCUCAUACUCGAUUACAGAUACAUAAUAUAAAUAACCACACAGGCAUUUGCUGUCAAUUAAGUCAUUGAAUUUCAAGGAAUAGCCACAACACACCCAUCUCAAAAAAGGCAAGACUUGACAGUUCUGACCAGCUGCUCCUCCUUCCCUCUCUCUACCCUUUCUUCCUUACUCUUUCUCCCAUUUCUUACCUUCUCCCCCACCUGCCUUCUAUUUUGAAGUGGGAUGUUGAUAAUAUCAAGUUCUAGUAACCCAAAUCUGUUUACAAACUUUCCGUGGUAUUUGUGAACAUGUAAAAGAAUAAUUUGGAUGUGGGGUGUGGGGUGGAGAAAGGGGAAGUGGUCCAGGAACAAAAAGCCCCAUUGGGCAUGAUGAACCAAGGAGGCGUUCAUCUAAAGUAGACUUUUGUGUAAAAAGCAAAGGUUACAUGUGAGUAUUAAUAAAGAAGAUAAUAAAUAAUAUACUUUUUA